GGCGUCGUGCAGCUAAAAGGACGAAACAGUGAAAUGGAACAAGCGGCUAUUACCGAGACCAAGGAGAGUGUAACCACAGACCACCAGGAACUACCGGCCGCCGAUCGCAAGGAUAGCCCAUCGGAAAGCAGCGCAGUAGGCGAAUCAAGUGCUAUGAGGACCACGGAGAAUGAUGCCGAUGACGAUGACGACGAAGAGGAUGAUGACGAGGAUGAGACGAAGCUACAGGAGCAGCUGCAAACCCUCAAGGGGGACCGUAUCGGCGAAACGAUGUACUCCGAGCGAUUUGUGCUGUCCACCAUCCUGAAGCUCUCGCAGUUUACCGAUCAACAGCUACUGGAGGAUGAUGAAGAAUUCGAGCGUGAUCUGUGCAAUCUCUGGGACAUGACGAUCGAGCCAGACGUGGUGCGGUUUCUGUUGCAACAGGAAGCUGUGGAACUGUUUCUGGCUCUUGCUGGCCGUUCGAAGGAUUACCGGCUGAUGGAGAUCUUAAUCGGUAUCGUUGGCAAUAUGUGCUGCGUGGAAGAGAUGCACGAGCUGCUGCACACGCAGAGCGAGAUCCUGUUGGCCCUGUGUGAUUUCCUAUCGAUCGAUGAUGCUCCGAUGUUAGUGCAGUUGAUGCGUACGCUGACGACGCUGUUCGAUCGUUCGGACGAUGAGCGGUACAGCUGGUUUGCGGUGAUGAAGCGAGCCGACAACUUGACCGAGAAGCUAUCCCUAAUUCUAGCUACCAGUACUAACCGGGCGUUGCUUGAGCAUACGGUCGAGACGGUUUGCGCCAUCAUUAACCGGUUCACCGAGGCCGAGGUAGACUAUGCACAGCUGAAGGAGUUCUAUCGUUUGUUCGGUAAGAGCUGCCUGCUGGACGGUCUGUUCGAAGCCUUCCGUCAACUCUAUCCACCGAUCAGCAGCAACAGCUCGCAAGCAGCCAGCGGUAGUGGGAGUGGUGGUGGUGGUGGUGGGUUCGAAGAGGACACGCUAACGGCGACGGAUUUGAAAACGAUGCGCCGCUUCAUGGAGGUGCACGAGCACUUCGUAGUGCAUGCGAACGAACUGUAUGAACCGCACGUGGAGGAGCUGGUACAGAGCGUCUAUCGGGUGCUGGUGGCGCUUUGCAGCGAAAGUAUGCUCUUCCCGUUGAACAAAAAUCACGUCAGCAUUCUGGUGUGUGUCAACAACAUCUACAGUGGCAUCAUGUAUCACUUCCACGCUGAUUCCUUCACCAGUAUGAUACGAAUCUAUGGAAUGCUAACGACGACGACAACGGCGCCGACCACGACUACGACAACGGCUGCGAUGGUACCAACCACUUCAAAUGGCAGUGCGCACAGUAAAGACAAUCACUCCUCGCUCCCUGAAUCAUCGGAUAUGAUGGAGGAUGAUGGAGGAGAGUUCGAUAUCGAGACGGCGUCAGCUGAACUGCUUGAAGCCAUCUACUUUCUUGUGACUCCGAUAGAACGAGACAUCAUUCGUAGUGCGGUCAUGGCCGCAGGAUUUGGAAAGCCGGCAAUCGAAGAGCUGUGCCGGGGUAUGCGUGAAGCGAUGGACGGUGAAACGCUACUGCACCAAACCUGUACCAAGCUGAUGAGCGCGUUCGAAGAUCAGCCGCAACCACCGGUGCAGCAAGCAAGUACGGCCACUGAAUGAAAGCAGAAGAAGGAGAGAGACAGAGAGACAGGAUAUUUUUAUUUUUAUUACUAUUUUACAAAACUUCACAUCUCACCAUAAAUAUUAAAUAAAUAGAUUACUAUAAAAAGCGAA
This is a messenger RNA of Anopheles darlingi, 1761 nucleotides long. RefSeq lists its product as uncharacterized. The transcript has a single exon. The record is from RefSeq and is a predicted model, not a curated record. Lineage: Eukaryota; Metazoa; Arthropoda; Insecta; Diptera; Culicidae. The coding region runs from base 34 to 1647 and encodes 537 amino acids.